Messenger RNA from Mytilinidion resinicola, 822 nucleotides. RefSeq lists its product as uncharacterized. The transcript has 2 exons. The coding region runs from base 1 to 822 and encodes 273 amino acids. Lineage: Eukaryota; Fungi; Ascomycota; Dothideomycetes; Mytilinidiales; Mytilinidiaceae. The record is from RefSeq and is a predicted model, not a curated record.
AUGGCUAGCGACACCAAUACCAUCAAGUAUACGAGCACCUACGCCAACCCCGACCAGCUCGAGCCUCCCGUCUUCAAGGCCCAGCUCCAAUCCGACAUUGCCUCCACCUCUUCCAAGAACCUCAACCCGUCCUCUCCCAUCUGGAACACCCUCCAUGCCCUCGUCGACCAGGCCGUCCUAAACGACGCUCAUGCCCUCACCGCCGCCGCCAUCAACCUGCUGCACACUGCCGACCCAACGCUCAUCCUCGCAGCCCGCGCGUCCCCAAAGUCCCUCGCCCGCUUCGCGACCAAAGCCUCCUUCGGGAGCCACGACAAGCACGGCAACCCCUCCGACUCGGCCUGGAAGGCGGUGAACGACUUCAUCGCGAUGCGCAUGCCGGCGCGCGUCCCGGAGAUGACGCUUCGACAGCGUCAAGCGUCUCGUGGCCGCGGUCGCCAAGCGCGGCGGAAAGUGGUGUGCCUGGAGGAUGGCGAGGACAGCACCAGCACCUGCGCCAGCGCGCCGAAGGACUUGUGCUGCUUUGUGUACGCGUGGCUUCCUGCGGUCGGGUCCAUUAUGGAGGUGCAGGUGAACCACCCGUUCGCGUCGUUCACGUUUGCGCGGGACUCGUUGCUGCGCGAGCACCCGGAGCGGAAGGGGGAGCUGGUGGAUAUGUGGGACGAGGGGCUCUACGGAGCUGUGGGGGAUGCGCUGCGCCGGUCUGAGGGACCGGAGGAGGAGGAUAAGGCCGCUGUGCGGGAGAAGGUGGCGAAGGCGUAUGAGACGAAGACGAAGGAUGUCGCGGUCUUCGAGAUCUUGGAGGCGGAGACGCUGUUGUAG